GUUAUAGAGCAUGAUGCCUUCAGGUGGUGGUGGUGAUGAAAAGGAAGGUGGCAGCUCAGGCCUAAUGGCUUUGCAAGGAGGAGGAGGAGGAGGAGGAGGAGGAGGAGGAGCUGCGUUAUCGCAUCUAAUGUCGAUCUUUGGAAAUGGCGGCGGUGCAGCUGGAGCAGAGAAACAAGAGGCAAGAGGAAAUGCUGGAGCAAACAAGAAUAAAAAGGCAGGAGGAAGGGUAAGACACUCUCAAGAGUCACCUCCCUUACUUUCAGGCCCAUCGUAAUAGAUUUGAGAUGGAGUGGAGAUUCAUACACACGUCCAUAUGCAUUUCUCCAAGAAACUACUUGGAGAAAUUAAUGGAAUAUACAUACUUCUUUUGCAUGCAGUUUCCCCCCAAUAUGCCUUUGUGUACAUUAGUCGCUCUAAUAUGCACAUGUGUGUGUGUUCAUUUCAUUUGCACUUUUUACAAAGCAAACAAGCACAUUCCUUGGUAGAAGAAUUGCAUCGCAUAAUUCAGAGAAGUGCGGAUUUUGAAGGGUAGCUGUUUAUUGCUUGUUUAUUGUUCCAUGAAAUAUGAAUUAGAUAGGUUUGCCUGAAAAUGUGAACCAAAUGAAUUUCUCCCUCUCCCUUCCACAACGGAGACCCUUAAAUGAGACAAGGUGCAGCCUGGCUAUUGCAGGUAGGGAUAGAGGAGGUGAGAAAUCUGAUUCCAUUCUCAUUUUAAGGCCAGCCUCCCCAGCUCACACUUUCUGAAGCAAGACGCAAACCAAAACACAGCCAUCCCCCAAAAUUUGGACGUCACAUUUUGCAAUGCAGUUCUCCAGCAUGCAUGGUGGAAGUGUGCCUAAGAAUGCAUCUACUACUGAAAGCAGCAUAGAAAAUUGGAGAAA
This is a messenger RNA of Podarcis raffonei (Aeolian wall lizard), 881 nucleotides long. RefSeq names its product serine, glycine, tyrosine and glutamine-rich protein-like. The transcript is spliced from 5 exons. NCBI's taxonomy places the organism in Eukaryota, Metazoa, Chordata, Lepidosauria, Squamata, Lacertidae. Bases 11 to 274 code for a protein of 87 amino acids. The record is from RefSeq and is a predicted model, not a curated record.